Messenger RNA from Solanum pennellii, 729 nucleotides. RefSeq names its product 54S ribosomal protein L37, mitochondrial-like. Lineage: Eukaryota; Viridiplantae; Streptophyta; Magnoliopsida; Solanales; Solanaceae. Gene Ontology annotation, cellular component: mitochondrial large ribosomal subunit. The record is from RefSeq and is a predicted model, not a curated record. Bases 142 to 534 code for a protein of 130 amino acids. The transcript is spliced from 2 exons. Gene Ontology annotation, molecular function: structural constituent of ribosome.
UCUUAUUACACAUAAGUUUGUGAUGAUAGAAGCUUCUCAAGUUGAAGAUCAAAUUUAACUGAAUUUUUUUUUGAAGAUCGAGUUCCAGCAGGAGAAUCUUACUGUUUGUUAACACUGGGUAACAGAAAAGGGGCAAGGAUUAUGGCAUUAACUUACAUCAGAUCAUUGAGAAACGUUAACUUUCACGAGGCUAUUCAAAUAGGAGGCUGCAGAACAUUUGCUGUUGGUGGUAAAAAGAAGGGAGGAAAAGGUGGUGCAGCUGGAGAUGGUCCAAAGGCAUCAACAAUUAGCAAGGAAGUCAAGGCCAGUACAGUAGUCGGGGCGAACAUUCUCAAAGAUGGAGCCGAUCCAAAAGUGUUGCCCGACUCAGAAUACCCUGAUUGGCUUUGGCACCUCCUGGAUAAACGCCCGGCACUUAGUGAACUGAGAAGGAAAAAUCUCGAGUCUCUCCCUUACGAUGACCUCAAACGUUUUGUCAAGCUGGAUACCCGAGCUCGGAUCAAGGAAAACAACUCUGUUAGGGCCAAGAACUGAAAUUUCUGCCAGAACUGGUGUAUGUUCUGGAGACUAUUUUCACCUGGGACUAUAAGUUGGUCUGUUGUGACACAAUGCAAUAUUUAGAAUUUAGCUGCAGUUUUUUACUCUUGAUUUCCUUAAGUUCCUGUUACUAGUUUGAACAUGAUUGAGCUCUUGGUUAACGGAAUUUCGAUAUUUUUUGUCGUCAGCUCA